AAAAAGAAGAAGAUCCAGCUGAAGUUCUCUUUGGACUGUGCCCAGCCUGUUGAGGACAAAAUUAUGGAUAUCGAAAACUUUGAACAAUUCCUUAAUGGAACCAUCAAAGUUGAAGGCAAAACGAACAAUUUAAGUGAUCAUAUAAUAAUCGAGAAAACAAAAUCAAAAUUGGUAGUUAACAGUGAUAUCCCUCUUUCAAAAAGAUAUCUCAAAUACCUGACCAAGAAAUUUUUGAAAAAGAAUAACCUUCGUGAUUGGCUACGUGUUGUAUCGGCCGGUCCAAUGGGAUACGAACUACGUUACUUCCAGAUCAAUGAAGAAGAAGAAGAAAAUUCUUAA
This is a messenger RNA of Trichoplax adhaerens, 339 nucleotides long. RefSeq lists its product as hypothetical. Gene Ontology annotation, biological process: cytoplasmic translation. Gene Ontology annotation, cellular component: ribosome. Gene Ontology annotation, molecular function: RNA binding; structural constituent of ribosome. The transcript has 3 exons. The record is from RefSeq and is a predicted model, not a curated record. The annotation marks the transcript as partial. NCBI's taxonomy places the organism in Eukaryota, Metazoa, Placozoa, Uniplacotomia, Trichoplacea, Trichoplacidae.